UAUACUCUAUCCAAGAUAUAACAAUAAUUUACGAUAAAAGAAAACGACACAUCCAUUGCUGCUGUAAUGGAUUCGCUUAAUUUGAUGUGGAUGCCUUCAAACACACUGUAGUUUUCUUACCUGAUGCUUAAUUCAUUUGGAAAUGUACCAAGAAUCGUGUAUGUUUUAACGUGGCUUGCUAAUUUUCUCAUGCUUUUCGGCACCAUUUCAGCUCGUGAUGAUAUUCGGAACACAGGAACGGAAAUAUAUCCGCUUUCAAAUGGCGCAUUUUCAAAAUAAAUAAAUUCAUAUAUAAAAUUAUUUUCGUAAAUAUCGUGACGACUAUCGCUGCCACAACUGAAUAAUCAUCAAAACAUAUUUUGGGAGUCUCGGAGAAAGAACGGAAAAAUCAAAAUGAACACAGAAAUUAUAUUGCUUGUGAUUGCUUUUGUUACAUCAUUGGAAGUGAGUGCAAAUGAACCACAAUGUACCUGCUCGAAAUUUCACUAUGAAGAACAAAUGUUAGAGAAAAUGGUGAGAAUGGAAUUUGCUGUGGAAAAUAUGAAGAACGAGAUGAACGACGCGAAGACUAGUGUAACGAAGACAGUGGAAGAAUUCAGUCGUCUUAAAGCAGAGCACGAAAACACUUUAAAGAAGAAAGAUAGCAUACGCCCCGCCUUCACAGCCAGAUUGUCCGCUCAUCUUACAAAGCUUGGACACAACCAGCCAAUCAUCUUUGACAAUAUUGUUACCAACAUCGGACAAGCCUAUUCAGGAACUACUGGGGUUUUCACCGCGCCAAAGGACGGCGUCUAUUAUUUUGUCGCAACCAUACUGAGUUUUUCUGGACAACAUGUGGAAACCGAAAUUGUUAAAAAUGGAGACUCUAUGGUGAGACUAUAUUCGUAUGGCAAAUUUUACGAUCAGGGAACGAGUGGGGUUGUUUUACAGCUGAACGCCUCUGAUGAAGUUUGGGUUAGAAAUAUGGGAACAAAUGGCGAAAAUGUGCAUGGUUCCAAUUGGUCUACAUUUUCCGGUUUUCAAAUUUAACAAUGUUAUUCAUUUUUCAGUUUUUGAAAGAUUGUAGUCUCAAUGGUCGAGAUUCACACAAUAACGGUGCUGUGAUUUCUUGGUUUAAUGAGGAAACAAAUAGCUACAUAUUUAUAAAGCGAAGGAAGAAAGCGUACUUCACGUGCGUUGUGUCUGACAUGUUUUCAAACACUCAUUUUGUAAAUUACAGAACCAUGUCAAAGUUUAGGUUAUCCUGCACCAAAUUUCAAAUUAGUGAACUAGGAGAUAUGCGGGAUAUUCCACCAUGGUAAAAUGUGAUUGGAGAAUAAUGAUUCAUGCGAGUUUGAUUACCUUUUAUAAUUGAAGAGUAAAAUGUUCUUGUAAAUAUAUGCACAAGAUAAUAAUCAUAUCAUCAGAAAAACUCCUGACAUGUGCAUGUUUUAAUAUAUUGUUUCUUAUAUGAAAGUUUUUUUUUUAUUUCCAAAGAAACCAAACUUUAGGUGAUUUUAGUAAGACAAAAGUUGUUUGUAAAACAUUUGCCUCAAUCCUUUAUGUUGUAAAGCAGUAGAAAAAAAUUAUUGCCUAAACAGCAUUUGUUGUAUUUGCAAUAUAUGAAAUGUGAUAAUUGACGUUGACCAAAAUGUUC
Messenger RNA from Mercenaria mercenaria, 1636 nucleotides. Its product is annotated as complement C1q and tumor necrosis factor-related protein 9A-like. The record is from RefSeq and is a predicted model, not a curated record. Bases 394 to 1029 code for a protein of 211 amino acids. The transcript is spliced from 2 exons. Gene Ontology annotation, molecular function: protein binding. NCBI's taxonomy places the organism in Eukaryota, Metazoa, Mollusca, Bivalvia, Venerida, Veneridae.